Messenger RNA from Carya illinoinensis, 688 nucleotides. RefSeq names its product protein NIM1-INTERACTING 1-like. The record is from RefSeq and is a predicted model, not a curated record. Gene Ontology annotation, biological process: regulation of systemic acquired resistance. Lineage: Eukaryota; Viridiplantae; Streptophyta; Magnoliopsida; Fagales; Juglandaceae. The coding region runs from base 137 to 505 and encodes 122 amino acids. The transcript has a single exon.
GGCGCUGAAGAAUUUGGAAAAUGGAAAAAAGGUAAAAACCAGCCUUGUUUGAAUUGUCGAAGCUGGUUUGCUGUCGUUUCCGUGCUUAAAUUGGUUUUGUUCGUUCGUUUGUUUUGUUCUUUCCUUGUGGCCGUCCAUGGCGGAUAACAGCAAGAGCUCGAGAAUCAGGGAGGAUAAACGGGAAGAGGAAGAAGAAGAAGAAGACGUGAAGAUGGAGAAGUUUUUUGCGCUUAUUCGGAACUUCAGAGAGGCCAGAGAUUAUUACAAAAGAAAGGAGAUGAGCGAUUUGGAGAAGAACAACAGGAGCCACAAGAAGGCAAAGAGGGUGGGCGGAGAACAAUCGAGCUGUAAUUGGGUCCCAAAGUUUGAGCAAGAGGAUUUUGCGAGAGAGGUUGUCGAGUUCAGAAGGACUCCUCUUCUAUUCUUUCCUCGUCCACACAACGAAGAGAAAAACAAGAAAGAAGGAGAAGAUGAUGGUGGCCUAGAUCUCAGACUCACCCUUUAGCAUACUGUACUGUCUUUACUGUUUUCCUUCUUCACUCUAAUCGUUCGUUCGUUCGUUCGUUCGUGUAGUUUAAGGUUUGGUUUUUUUUUUUUUUUUAAUUGCUUUCUGGUAAUUAUGGACCGAUGGAACGUAAAUUAAGCGACCCUUUUCUAUUGAAAUGCAUGAGAAAGAUGGUGUGUGAAA